Molecule: messenger RNA, 2840 nt
Organism: Panthera uncia (snow leopard)
Lineage: Eukaryota; Metazoa; Chordata; Mammalia; Carnivora; Felidae
Product: prolyl-tRNA synthetase associated domain-containing protein 1
Exons: 2
Coding region: 49-564 (171 amino acids)
Molecular function (GO): aminoacyl-tRNA deacylase activity
Source: RefSeq, a predicted model, not a curated record
CUGUUUGUUGCGCUCUUCCGCCCAGUGUCUGCGGGCCACGACAGCAGCAUGGCUGGUUCCGAGUUGCGGGCGGCGCUGGAUGAGCAGCUCGGCGCCCUGGCCAUCCGCACAGAGGUCGUGGAGCACCCGGAGGUAUUUACAGUUGAAGAAAUGAUGCCUCAUAUCCAGCAUUUGAAAGGAGCACAUAGUAAGAACUUAUUCCUUAAAGACAAGAAGAAAAAAGGCUAUUGGCUGGUGACAGUUCUUCAUGACAGACAAGUUAAUUUAAAUGAUCUUGCUAAGCAGUUAGGUGUUGGGAGUGGAAAUCUUCGGUUUGCUGAUGAAACAGCCAUGCUAGAAAAACUAAAAGUUGGCCAAGGCUGUGCCACACCUUUGGCACUCUUCUGUGAUGAUGGAGAUGUGAAAUUUGUUCUGGAUUCUGCUUUUCUGGAAGGUGGACAUGAAAAGGUGUACUUUCAUCCAAUGACCAAUGCUGCAACCAUGGGAUUGAGCCCUGAAGACUUUCUCACAUUUGUGAAGAAGACAGGACAUGAUCCCAUAAUACUAAAUUUUGAUAAAAACUAAUUGGACUAAUAUUUAGAAUACACUUCUUUCUGAAAGUUGUUUUUCUUAUUUUUUAUUUAUAGAAAGCAUUAAAAGUGAUAAGAAUAUUUAGCACCUUGGUUUGGUGACUAAUUUUAGGAGGGACAUUUCAUCUAAAAGGAGCUGCUUUUUAAAAUUAUCUUUUAAGUAUAUAUACACCCAAUGUGGGGCUCAAACUCACAAUCUUGAAAUCCAGAGUCACAUGCUCUACUGACUGAGCCAGCCAGAUGCCCUCUAAAAGGAGCUGCUUUUGAAAAGAGGUAUUGAGGGGCUCCUGAGUGGUUCAGUCAGUUAAGCAUAUGAUUCUUGAUUUCAUUUCAGGUCACGAUCUCACAGUUCAUGGGUUUGAGCCCCAUAUCAUGUUCCGUGCUGACAGCAUAAGCCUGCUUGGGAUUCUCUCUCCCCUCUCUGCCCCUACUCCUCCCCCCUCCCCGCGCCCCAUAAAUAAAUAACUUAAAAAAAAUGUAUUGAGGUCGUUUUAGCUCAGAUUUCACCUCCUAUCUCUCCCAUGACAACUACUCAUUAAAGGAACGGCUUCCACAAUUAAGAGUAGAUUAACAACAAAAUUAAGGUUAGUUUAACUAAGAUCAACUAUUUUACAUCUUUAGGGUGUUUACUGUACUUGAAAAAAGCAACUUGCAAAAACAGCAUGUAUGAAAUUAUACAUAUAUUGUACAUAGAGAAAAAAUACAGGAAUAGAUUAAAUUAUUGAUAGUGGUUAUCUUUGGGGAAUGAGGAUUAAGGAAAGAUCUGUUUAGUCUUUGAGAGGUUAGAAAUGUAAACAUACUUGGAACAAGUUUUUUCUGUCCUAAAUUUUACUCCUUUCCCCCUUCAAUUGUGGAGAAACAUACUUUUUCACUUGAAACAAAACAUUAGUUGAAGGUCUGAGGUAGACUAAACUACACAAGUAGUCUAGAGAUCUCGUCAAGAAAAUUUUCACAUUUUCCUCCAGUACAAUCAAAUGGGAUAGUCGUGAGGUAAUCAUAUUUUCCUGUUUGGUCAGUCAAAAGUAAUUUCCAUCUGGUAGUGAUAGUGUACUCUGUACCAAUUUGUGUUACUUAAAGGCAAAAUGAGAGUAAAAACUUGUCAGUUCUUGAUAUAUAUGAUUAGAACUACAAGUUUACUUGUGGCAGAGUUUCUAUAAAGAAUGAAUUUAAGAAAUGGGGAGUAAGAAAUAUUUUCCAUUAAUGAUAACUUAUUUUAAGGUGCCAUCUUACUUUUUACCUGCUGUUUACUACAUCUCUAAGAGGAAAUUUUAGGUUGAUUUGCACAUAAAAUGAAGGCUUAAUGAAUAAUCGAGGCAAAGACACUAAGGCAGUUAGUACCCUCCUCAUCUUAUAGUGACAACAGGCUCAGAAAGACUAACCUGCCCAAGAAAACACAGCUGGUUGCCUUCUCUAACAUUUUGCCUCCCAAAGUCUUACAUACGUGAAAAUGAAAGAGACUGCUUCCUGCAAUAUAUUACUGUACUGACACCUAUGUGAAGACUGACAGAACUGAUAGAUGUGAUUCUCUUCCUAAACCUCCAAUACUCAUCCCUGAAAGAUUUAGACAGAAUCAUCUAAACAAGGUUAUGGGUUAUGUCUGAAAAAGAGUUUUCCAGGGUAAAGGAAAAGGAAAGAUAAUACUUAGCUAAAUUGUAUCUUACGAUUUUUAAAUGAUUAUUAACCACUUGUUAUAAAAAUCACCUCUUUGUUUUAUUUCUUUUUGUAUCAAUCAGUUUAAGUGAAUGUUAAACCAACUUAAUUUUUUUUUAGGAGUAAUAAAGUUAACUAAAAAGUAAUGAAAUGUUUUUAAAAAGACAAAUAUGGUUUGUUACGAACUGGAUUUCUGUGGCUGAUAAUAGGUAUUGUCAAGUAAAAAUCACUGCCAUUCAACUCCAAAUCCCUUAGUAGCAUUACUUUUAAAGGAAAUGUUACAGCUUUUGUAUUAUUUGAUUUGGUAUUUAAUAACAGUUGUAAGUACAAUGGCAAACAUUGAAAGAGAACCCUUAGAAAUGAAAAAGACAAUUUAAAAUCAGGUUUUGUUAAAGGGUGCUGUUAUAAGUGCAACUUUAUCCAUAAGCAUUCCUUUUAAGGCAUUUUCAUUGUUGUCCCAAUAUCUCAACAUGUACAUCAAGGUUUAUAUCACAAAAUGGGCUCCUUUUGUAUUACUCAUUCAAGGCUUAAAGAAAAAAUACAUCUCAGGACUAAGUGAAGCAGAAAAGAAAAACACAAAAAUUCACUUUUCUCAUAAAAAGUCACUUAAAACACAAAGUC